Molecule: messenger RNA, 3117 nt
Organism: Drosophila eugracilis
Lineage: Eukaryota; Metazoa; Arthropoda; Insecta; Diptera; Drosophilidae
Product: traB domain-containing protein
Exons: 5
Coding region: 366-1970 (534 amino acids)
Source: RefSeq, a predicted model, not a curated record
AACAAUAAAAUUCCUGCCCACAACAACCUCCAACGCUAGGAAGAAGAAGAAAACGACAAAUUGCCACAGUCACAAUUUAAUUUCUUUAGUUUUUUGGGUUUUUAUUAAAUUUAAGAGCACGCAUCAUAAAAAGGCAAUCAGCGACAGCCGAACUGAGAAUCAGCAUAUAAACGUCAAUUAAGGCUUUGGCUGAUGCACUCCAAAUAUUCAGCAGUGCAAUAACACUAAACCCACACGAAAUACAAAUUUUCAGUUCUUCGCCAGAUGUUCAAACGUCGCCUCGCCAUCAACCGAAACCGAAACCGAAACCGAAACCGAAUUUCAACGAGCAACCCAAUCUUCGAAGCUUCCAACUAAACUCCACCAUGGACGUAUCCGCAUCCACUUCAUUUGAAACCUCGCCAGAUAAACGGAACAGCACCUACGUGGGGGACAAUACUUUAUAUGACAGUGCUCUGGAUCACCAAUUGUCCACAACGGCUUACAAGACCUGUAAUGAGAGCCUUAUCAACGAACUGAGCCAAAAUCCAUCGGGUCCUUUGAAUUCGACUAACAAAACAGCUAAUGCAGAUUUUGGCAAUGAAUCGGCUGUCUUCAAGGCCUUUGGAUCCCCGGGGCCGGCAGCUUUCAAUAGUCCCACGCCAGCUCUCAAUGCCAGCAUGUUGUUGAUUCAAUCCGAGAGCACUGACACAAAUACCUCGCAGGAGGAGGUGGACCCCAAGUCGCAGCUGGCCAACAAGACAAUAUUUAAGACGGAUAAUCCCAACUUGUCAAUUAUAGAGAUUAACGAUAACUCGAUUAAGGAGGAGGACCUCGAGAAGGUGGUUCUGGUUGAGGGCGAUAGCGUGAAGAACCUUCUUAAAAAGUCGCCUAGUAAGGACAUUUCGGCAAAUGCAGACAAGAGACGCCGCAAGGAGUCACUCCUGCAGACGAGCAAGCAGAAAUUGGACAUUUCGAUUGCCGAGGCCUCAGCUGCCGCUGAUGGUGAUGGCGAGAAGCGGGAUCUGGUGCCGGCCAUCGAUCAACCGCAGACCAAGCGCGAAAUCACAAUAUAUGAUACUAUCGAGGAGUUCGAGCAGAAUCUCCCAUCGACGGUGACGCUACUGAACACGCCCUUUGGCAGUAAAGUUUAUCUUGUGGGCACGGCCCAUUUUAGUGAGGAGUCGCAGGAUGACGUCUCAUAUGUCAUACGCAAUGUCCGUCCAGAUGUGGUCAUGGUUGAGCUGUGUCCAUCGCGUAUACACAUCCUGAAGCUUGAUGAGAAGACGCUGUUGGAAGAGGCCAAGAGCAUAAAUAUUCCCAAAAUUCGCGGAAUCCUGCACACUCAUGGCUACAUCAACGGCAUCUUCUUUAUCCUGCUGCUGCAGAUGAGCGCCCAGAUCGCCAAGGAUUUAGGAAUGGCGCCGGGUGGAGAGUUUCGUCGUGCCUUCGAGGAGAUACACAAGUUGCCCGGCUGCAUCCUGCACCUAGGAGAUCGACCCAUCCGCAUUACACUGUACCGUGCUCUGCGGGCUUUGUCCUUGUGGCAGACCAUGAAGCUGGUCUGGCGUCUGACCUUUACGGACAGCAUCAGCAUCGAGGAAGUGGAGGAGUGCAAGCAGAGCGACCUACUAGAGAAGCUGAUGCAGGAAAUGGCCGGCGAGUUUCCAGCCUUCUCAGAUGUUUUCGUGCGUGAGCGCGACCUUUUCCUUUGCCAUUCGCUGCAGCUGGCUGCACUGCCUCAGGCGGCACCAGGUGCCCAGCAGAUCCGUCCGGUGCGUGUGGUCGGAGUUGUUGGCAUCGGUCAUGCCAAUGGCAUAGCCAAGAUGUGGGGCACUGUGGAUCCCAAGAAGAUUCCGGCCAUUCUCGAAAUUCCGCCGGCCAGCCUAGGCCAACGCAUCUGCAAAUAUACGCUGAAAUAUGGCUUAAUUGGUCUUGGAUGCUAUGGUGCGUUCCGCUUUUUCCGGCCGCGCCUGACCCGCUUCUUUUAGAUGGAUAAUUGUGGACCAAGUAAGAGCCGACUGUAUCCCCGUUCGUCUGCUACGUUGUUAAUUUUGUUUUUAGUAAUUAACGUAUCCCUGCGCUGAUUUACACACUUAAGCGAACGCAGAUGGAGAGAAUUAGUUGUAUUGUAUUUUAUUGUAAAAUGAUGUUUUGAUAGACUCGUUUAUAUACGAAAUAUAUAUCCAUGGAUGUAUAUAUAUACCUGCAUACACAUACAUAUACUACUAAAUAACACAAACAGAAAAGACCAUUUACACAUAAUCUUAGUUUUAGAAGUACCGAGUUCUUAGAAAACAAUCGGGUUUGUUCGGAUUAUACACUUACAAAUUGUCAAAAUGUCCCCUCAUAAUUGUAUUUAAUUAAAAUUUGUUGUUUUACCAAACAAGAUUUAAUGUAACAGUUCGAAUAAGUUUUAAUUCAAAUUUGAAAUGCAUGUAAGAAUCGUAAAAAAAAAACCUAUAAAUGGGUUUAUCACAUUGUUAUUGUCCACCUGAUUGUUAAAAAGAAAGAAAAGAACCACAUGUAUAUGAAACUAAGUUUUGGAUAGUUAAGGCAUCGUAUUCCAUGUUGUAUGUACAAGGUUUCCUAGCAGGCCUGGCUUGUGUGUUAGGCUCGAGAAUGAAAUGUAAAUUCCACGAAAGAACUACUACAUAUAGAACCCGCCUCUGCAUUUGCAUUACUUUAUCUUCCACACCUAAUCAUUAGAUGUUGUUCAUUCCGUAGAGAAAAUCUAAAACAAAAAAAGAACUUAGCUAGUAGUGUUGAAAAAUAAGGGAAUACGUGAUGGACCUUCCAAUGGCCGUGUGUUACAAAUACAUAACUAAAUGCUAAACAAAGAGGAAUUUUAAAAAACGAAAACCGAAACAUACCAACCCUACAUGUACUUUAUUACAUAUACUAUAUACUAUAUCUGAACGUUGUAAACGUACAAAGAAAUGUUUAACAAAUACAAAUACCAAGCGAACUACAAGCAGUCUGUAUUUGCAACUUGGACGCAUGAUUAUUAGCUGCGUAGAUUUGCUGAUCCGUAAAAUGGUGUUAUAUGUAGCAUUUAGAAUAGAACUUACCACCCGAAGCAAACGAGCCUUUGUUUGUAACCGACUCAAAUAAAUGUACUAUAUGUAUUCCAUUCGA